AUCAACAUUCUCAUCAUGACAUUACACCACAGAAUUUUAUAAAAAAAACGUUAUUCUGUCAUUAUUCUAACACACAAUAAUCAUGGCAGCUAAAAGUAAAAAAUUGAAAACUUUGCAUGAGUUUUUUAUGCCAAACACAUCAAAACGAAAUUCCGGUGACAAUGAUCCAGAUGAUCCAGUAACAUUAGAACAGUGUAGUCAAACAGUGGUAGAAUCCGAAAAAAUUACUGUACAUGAGCUGUUAGGUAUUUAUUUACAAUUAUUUUAAUAAUGUUUUAUUUAACUUAUGAAUUAAUAAUAUUCAUUUUAUUAAUUUAGGUGACAAUGAUCUAGAUGAUCCAGUAACAUUAGAACAGUGUAGUCAAACAGUUGUAGAAUCCGAAAAAAUUACUGUACAUGAGCUGUUAGGUAUUUAUUUACAAUUAUUUUAAUAAUGUAUUACCUAAUGUUUAUGUUCAGUUCUAGACUGUAUUUAUAGAUGCAUUGUCUCUAGUUAAAUAUUUAAUUUAUAACUUAUAAUAUAUUAUGUAAUAUGUAUAUCCUAAUUCCUAAUGAUUUUGUUUCAUAAAUGUCUUAUAUUGUGAAAUACCCUGUGGCCUGUAUGGCUGUAUAUUAACAUAUUAGUUAGUAGUAACUUAGUACCUGUCUAUUGUCUAAUAUGUAUUUAUUUAAUAACAUUGAUGUUAAAUGUUGUAAUUAAAUAUUUUGUAUAUAACUUAAAAAAAUUGUGUUGUUUAUUUUUUUUGUGUUGCUCUGUAAGAGUUAAUAUAAUAAAUAAAUUAUAGUUUAUAAGGUAUCUAUUAUUUAAUCAGUGAAAUUGCAAGACAUACAUUUUUUUUUGUAGGUGAGUAAUUUUUACGCUUGAGUUUUAAUAUGACUUUAACCUGACAUAUUUUUGCUUAUAGUAGGUAAGUUUUAUUUGAACUUUUAACAAAGUUUAAAAGUUUUAAUAAUGUUAAACUUUUUUUUGCAUUUAUCAUGAUGCAUUUCAAAUUUCAAUAUCAUUACCUAACAUAGUAACAUGUACAUAUUUAUCAAAAUGAAAUAAAGUAAACAUUUUUAUAAGUACCUAGUACCUACCUAUUUGUGUUGCUGUCUUUUAUUUAGCAUAGUAUAUUUGACAAGGAUGUUGCAUGAUUGUAUUAUAUUAGGUACAUAUAAAUUAACAAGUAUUUUACUUUUCAUCUUUUUCUAUUUUAAUAUAAUAAUACAGUAUUCUGUAUCUUUAAAUAAUUAUUAGACUCAGUAUGUGACCAUUAUGAUUGUGACCCUGAAGAUCCAGCGAAUACAGAUAAUACAGCACCAACUUAUCGAUUAGAGCGAAAACAGAGAAUACAUAAAGGGCCAUUCCAGCCAAAAUUAAAAAUGUAUCCCAGGACACAAUUCGGUAAUAGAGCUCGAAGUUUCCAAAGCGCCUGGUAUGAUGAUUUUAGCUGGCUAGAAUAUAGUUUGAAACUUGAUAGAGCAUUUUGUUUUGUGUGCCGAAUGUUUAACACAGCUUCUGGGUUAAAUGUUGGGCAGAUAGAUUUAGCUUUUACAAAAAAAGGUUUUCAAAAUUGGAGUUCUGCUACUACAAAAUUUAAAAAACACCAAAAUUCAAAAACCCAUAAUUUCACCAUGACAGCGUAUCACAAUUUUUUGAGUUCAAAACCAAUUGACGUCACCUUGGAUGAAUCUAGAGAGCUGGCCAUAAGUGAAAGAGAAAAACAGAGGUUAUACAAUCGAAGCAUCCUGCAUAGAUUGAUAGACAUAACAUUGUGUUUAGCUAAAAGUGGCAAACCAUUUCGUGGACACUUUGAAAAUGAUUCCCAUGUGUGUAAAGGUUUAUUUUUAGAUAUUGUGGACAUAUUGAAAAAAUAUGAUUCAACAUUACAAACACAUUUACAAAAAGGGCCACAAAAUGCCAAGUAUAUAAGCAAUCAUAUACAAAAUGAUUUAUUGGCUUCUAUUAAUAAUGUAAUGAAACGUUGUAUUGAAAAAAAAGUAAGUAACCGUCUUGUUACGAUAAUGGCUGAUGAGACUAGCGAUGUGGGACAUCACGAACAGAUGUCUGUGGUUAUACGCUACUUUGAUGACGAAGCAUGUAAACCUGUUGAACAGUUUAUUGGCAUCCAACGUUUGACUGCAGUAGAUGCCAAUACUAUAUUUAAUAGUUUAUCAAACAAAAUUGCUCAGUUUAAUAUUAAUUGGAAAUCAGUCAUAGCUGUAUGUUUUGAUGGAGCCUCAGCUAUGUCUGGAAAAUUUAACAGUGUACAGGCCAAAGUCAAGGAAAUUAAUCCAUGCGCAUUGUAUGUUCACUGUUAUGGCCAUUGCUUAAAUUUAACCUUGGUUGAUAGCUUAGGGAAUAAGAACCGGAUUAUAUUUGAUUUUUUUGGCUGUGUUCAACUUAUAUACAGUUUCAUUGAAGGAAGUCCAACGAGGCACGCUGUUUUUGAAAAAAUUGUUCAAGAAACAAAUUCUAAAUUGAAAACUCUUAAGACGCUUUCAACAACCAGAUGGGCAUGUCGUGCUGAGGCUGUCACAGCUGUUGAAAAUAACUAUUCAUCUGUUAUUCAGUGUCUUCAAGAAAUUGCCAAUAACACUAAAUAUUCAGAGGUAAGAGCAAAAGCUAAUGGUAUUCUUUAUCAAAUGAAGAGUUUCAAUUUUAUUUUUGCACUUUAUAUGUUGAAACCUAUUUUAAUUCAAAUUCAAAUUGUCAGUGCUCAGUUACAAGCUCCCAACUUGGAUUUAUUGGGAGCAGUAUCUAUUGUUAAUGCUUUAAAAAAAUCUUUAGGUGAGUUAAGAAACAACGAUGAUAAAUAUUCUACACUUUAUGAUAAUGUUCUUAAAGUUUGUAGUGAAUUUGAAAUUGAUAUACCAUGUGUCAAAAAUAGAAAGGUUUCUACAAAAAUAGAAAAUAACAAAACACAGCAUACACACAUAGAUAAAAAAAGUGAAAUGAAAUACUGUGUAUUCUUUACUGUGUUAGAUGAUAUGUGCAACGGUCUUGAAAAUCGUUUCAACCAGGAAACUUUAAAUAUUAUUAGUUCAAUAGGCCGCUUAAUACAACUGAAAGCUGAACAGUUUGAUAUUGAUUUGCUAUCUCAAACAUUUUCACUCAAUAAUGAUGAAUUAGAAGGCGAGCAAAGUCUUCUACGUUCCAUGCCAGAUUUUAUACCAGGCACAUCAACUAAAACAAUUUAUCAAUGGUUGGAAAACUUAUCAACAAGUCAAAACUUUUUAAACAUUCAUAAGGCAUUGAAACUUUUUGUAACAAUUCCAGUUACCAGCUGCUCAUGCGAAAGAGCUUUUUCUAAACUCAGUUUGGUAAAAACGAAAUUAAGAAGCCGUAUGAAGCAGGAGAGAUUAGAUGAUAUGAUGAUGAUUUUCAUUGAACAAGAAUUAGCAUCGCAGAUAAAUCCCGAAGAUGUAAUUGACGAGUUUAAGAAUCUGCAUCCUUUUGAGAGAAGAUUAGAACUCUAA
Molecule: messenger RNA, 3462 nt
Organism: Metopolophium dirhodum (rose-grain aphid)
Lineage: Eukaryota; Metazoa; Arthropoda; Insecta; Hemiptera; Aphididae
Product: zinc finger MYM-type protein 1-like
Exons: 2
Coding region: 1366-3462 (698 amino acids)
Molecular function (GO): protein dimerization activity
Source: RefSeq, a predicted model, not a curated record